Messenger RNA from Eimeria tenella, 1119 nucleotides. RefSeq names its product AT4g18900/F13C5_70, related. Gene Ontology annotation, cellular component: nucleus. The transcript is spliced from 6 exons. The record is from RefSeq and is a predicted model, not a curated record. Gene Ontology annotation, biological process: rRNA processing. NCBI's taxonomy places the organism in Eukaryota, Apicomplexa, Conoidasida, Eucoccidiorida, Eimeriidae. Bases 1 to 1119 code for a protein of 372 amino acids. Gene Ontology annotation, molecular function: protein binding.
AUGGGGGAAAAGGUGACAGUCAGCUCCGUCUGUUGGGUCCCGCGGGGCCGCAGCGCUCAGUUCCCAAUGAGCUGCUUAAUAGAGGAGCAGGAUGUGUCUUUGCUGCUGCAGCAGCAGCAGCAGGAGGAGAGCAGCAGCAGCAGCAGCAGCAGCAAGAAGCAGCAGAAGAAGCAGCAGCAGAAGCUGCUGCAGGAACAAGCAGCAGCACAAGACGGGGAGAGUGACGCCGGCGAAUGGGAAGACCAAAUGGAAGAAGACGACGACAGCGAAGACGAGGUCCCGCUGCCGGGGGUUUUCGGGGUUUUGGCUGCGGACGGAGCGACGGCGCUGCGGGACGAAGGCGUAGCAGCAGCAGCAGCAGCAGCAGCAGCAGAAGAAGAAGAAGCAAAUAUAAUUUUAGAAACUGAUUUUGUUCUUGUUGCUGCAGCAGCAGAAAGCAACUUUGGCAGCCUUGAGGUGUACGUACACGACCCCCUCAGAGGCAGUCUCUACGUCCACCAUGACAUCCUGUGCGGGGGUUUCCCGCUGUGUCUCGAGUGGCUGGGGCAAAUGCCCGGGGCCCCCAAAAAGAACUUAAUUGCUGUUGGGGGUUUUGACCCUUUAAUUCAAAUUUGGGAUUUGGACAUUUUGGAUGCGCUGGAGCCCGUGCAUGCGCUGGGCCAGCAGCAGCAGCAGCAGCAGCAGCAGCAGCAGCAGCAGCGGCAGCAGCAAGGGGGGCGCGGGGGCGCUGCGGGCAAGCGAAAAGGCAGCAAAAGAGAUAAACGCAGCAGAGCCCCAGACGCCCACGAGGGGCCCGUCAUGUGUCUCCAGGUUUCUCCGCUGAAAGAGGAGGUUUUGGCUAGCGGCAGCGCAGACGAAACUGCAAAGCUCUGGGACUUGACGACUGGGAGUUGCCUGUCGACUUACAAGCACCACAGCAACAAGGUGCAAGCCAUUGCCUGGCAUCCCUCCGAAGCCUCGCUGCUGGCAACAGCUUCUUAUGACAAAACAAUUUGUUUAAUAGAUGUGCGGCAGCCACACGUGGCGGUCACUGCGCCCCUCAGCGCAGAUGCAGAGGCUUGCUGCUGGAACCAGGCGAACCUGGCGACUUGCUUUGUGAGCCCUGGGGCUAGGGUUUAG